This is a messenger RNA of Lontra canadensis (Northern American river otter), 1881 nucleotides long. RefSeq names its product septin 9 (gene SEPTIN9). NCBI's taxonomy places the organism in Eukaryota, Metazoa, Chordata, Mammalia, Carnivora, Mustelidae. Gene Ontology annotation, biological process: cytoskeleton-dependent cytokinesis. Gene Ontology annotation, cellular component: microtubule cytoskeleton; septin complex; cell division site. Gene Ontology annotation, molecular function: molecular adaptor activity; GTP binding; GTPase activity. The record is from RefSeq and is a predicted model, not a curated record.
CGGGAUUAGCGACCCGGGAGCCCGCGCCCCGCGGCCUCGCCGCCACACUUUCCUGGGAGCGGCGACACCAUGAAGAAGUCGUACUCAGGAGUCACGCGGACCUCCAGCAACCGUCUCCGGAAGCUCGGCGACCCCAGCGGCCCAGCCCUGAAAAGAUCUUUUGAGGUCGAGGAGGCCGAGACGCCCAACUCCACCCCGCACCGGAGGGUCCAGACCCCCGUGCUCCGGGCCACUGUGGCCAGCUCCACCCAGAAGUUCCAGGACCUGGGAGUGAAGAACUCCGAGCCCGCAGCCCGCCAUGUAGACUCCCUCAGCCAGCGAUCCCCCAAGGCUGCCCUGCGGAGGGUUGAGCUCUCGGGGCCCAAGGCCGAGCCCGUGUCCCGGCGCACGGAGAUCUCCAUCGACAUCUCGUCCAAGCAGGUGGAGAGCGCCGGUGCCACCGGGCCGUCCCGCUUUGGGCUCAAGCGAGCAGAGGCACUGGGCCACAAGACGCCGGAGCCUGCCCCUCGGAGAACGGAGAUCACCAUAGUCAAGCCCCAGGAGUCAGCCCACAGGAGGAUGGAGAGCCCUGCCUCCAAGAUCCCCGAGAUGCCCACAGCUCCCGCUGUGGACGCAGCCCCCAAGAGGGUCGAGAUCCAGGUGCCCAAGCCAGCCGAGGGGCCCACCUCCCCGCUCCCACCCCAGACCCUGGAGAAUUCAGAACACGCCUUGAUGUCUCAGCUGCAGAGCCGGCUGGAGCCCAAGCCCCAGCCCCCCGUGGUUGAGGCCCCCCCCAAGAGCCAAGAGGCCCCCGAGGCAGCUCCUGGCUGCGUUGGCGACAUGGCUGACACCCCCAGAGACGCCGGGCUGAAGCAGGCGCCCGCGCCCCGCAAUGAGAAGGCCCCCGCGGACUUUGGCUACGUGGGGAUCGACUCCAUCCUGGAGCAGAUGCGCAGGAAGGCCAUGAAGCAGGGCUUCGAGUUCAACAUCAUGGUGGUCGGGCAGAGCGGCUUGGGGAAGUCCACCUUGAUCAACACCCUUUUCAAGUCCAAAAUCAGCCGGAAGUCGGUGCAGCCCACCUCGGAGGAACGCAUCCCCAAGACCAUUGAGAUCAAGUCCAUCACGCACGAUAUCGAGGAGAAGGGCGUCCGCAUGAAGCUCACGGUCAUCGACACGCCGGGCUUUGGGGACCACAUCAACAAUGAGAACUGCUGGCAGCCGAUCAUGAAGUUCAUCAACGACCAGUAUGAGAAGUACCUGCAGGAGGAGGUCAACAUCAACCGGAAGAAGCGCAUCCCGGACACGCGCGUGCACUGCUGCCUCUACUUCAUCCCCGCCACCGGCCACUCCCUCAGGCCCCUGGACAUCGAGUUCAUGAAGCGCCUCAGCAAAGUCGUCAACAUCGUCCCUGUCAUCGCCAAGGCCGACACGCUGACCCUGGAGGAGAGGGUCUACUUCAAACAGCGGAUCACCGCGGAUCUGCUAUCCAACGGCAUCGACGUGUAUCCCCAGAAGGAGUUUGACGAGGACCCGGAGGACCGGCUGGUGAAUGAGAAGUUCCGAGAGAUGAUCCCGUUCGCCGUGGUGGGCAGUGACCACGAGUACCAAGUGAACGGGAAGAGGAUCCUUGGCAGGAAAACCAAAUGGGGCACCAUCGAAGUCGAGAACACCACCCACUGUGAGUUUGCGUACCUUCGGGACCUCCUAAUCAGGACGCACAUGCAGAACAUCAAGGACAUUACCAGCAGCAUCCACUUUGAAGCCUACCGUGUGAAACGUCUGCACGAGGGCAGCAACGCCAUGGCCAACGGCGUCGAGGAAAAGGGGCCCGAAGCCCAGGAGAUGUAGACCCACCCUGCCCCCGGGACCCGCCCCUCCCCAGCCCUUUCCAGCACCGCCCAC